Molecule: messenger RNA, 1476 nt
Organism: Rangifer tarandus platyrhynchus (Svalbard reindeer)
Lineage: Eukaryota; Metazoa; Chordata; Mammalia; Artiodactyla; Cervidae
Source: the annotation of a GenBank genome assembly
AUGGCCACCCACUCCCCUCGACCAACCAUCUUGGAGGUGGCAGUCGGAAGCCAGGUCCCGCAGCUCUCAGCCGAUUUUUCUCUCCCGGGCGCUCUGUGCGAGCCUAGGCCGGAGAGGGCUUCUCUGCUGACAGAGGUGCAGGCCUACUCGAAACGACCGAAGACCGCAGACGGCCACGAGACCAAAUUUGCAGGCGGCACGGGUGGCUUCUCCGCCACUGGACAACGCCCUGGUAGCACCCAAACAACGGACCUUGGAGCGCAGGUGUGCUGCUCUAAUGCUCUUCCUGGCCCAAGCGAUUCAACGUCGAAAGCUGCGUCUGAAAACUGUAGCGAUGGAAAAGGCAGCAGUCACUCCGCUCAAGCACAAGCGCGCACUCAGUGCGCAGACACAAUACGGGCUGCGCUAACGGUGACAGCCGCAUCAAGUUGCCAUGACGCAGCCCACCACGGCCACAGUGAUCUGUGCGCGCCGGGUGCGAGUACAAGUACAGCGCUACGAGAUUUUCACAUGUCACUAUGCGCAGUUCAUACCAGCGGGAAUCGGAUCCUGUAUGCCUGCGCAGACGCGUCAGGAUCUCGAGUGAACGGCGAGAACUGUAACGCGAGCUCCGUUAUUCUCGGAGGAGCUGCUUGUAGGGAGACGCCGAAUCGGUACAUCACACAUGUGGACCGCACGGAGACAAACACUUCGGGCAACGGCGGAGACGGCACGGAGAUAAACGUUCCGGGCAAUGGCGAAGCGCGGGAUGCCCGGCGUGUUGCCCAAGCGCCCAGCGAUGCUAACAGAGCUUGUACAUCUGAUACGUCUCGCGCAGCCGCAUUGUCGCAAGUGCGCGCAUCAACGCCGCUGGUCCAGAAGACAACAGCUGAAAGCGGGCACAAUGUUCCGACAGGGGAACAACAUACAAGUGACUCUGCAGACCCCGUCCAAGGGAGAUGCGGCGUCCGCAUCGGGCUUCCUCUUGACAAGGCCUGCACCACGGAGAGUUGGACAACCGACAGCAGCGCCCUCUCCUGCCGCGAAAGCCGCGGCAGCUCCCUGCUUUCAGCUCUAACGGGAGGCACGGCACCGUGUGGAGCGCUGCCGGUCUUCACAGUCGACGGCGGCUGUUGUGGUAGUGGAGUAGCAGCACAGCGCACCAGGCCAAAAGUGCCUCUUGAACACAAGCUAGAGCAGGCGGUGUCGGGAAAGGAGCACGGUCCGGUGCUUGAUGGGAGACUUUACUGGGGGAAGAAACGCGGCCCAUACGACCGGCCAGUGCGCACUUUCCUACAUGACGAGGAGCGGGCGAACACCGUGCUGUCGGCGAAAGGUCAGGCUGUUCCUCAGCGCAGGAUGUCUGCAGAGCAGGGAGCCGAGGACAGGUCCGAUGCCGUAACAGCGAGCGUGCACAUGGCAAGCGUUCUAGGAAGCAGCAGCAGCAUGGCCAGCACGCGGGCCAACCACUCCUACAGCACGCCCAUCAAACGGUAA